Messenger RNA from Xenia sp. Carnegie-2017, 2439 nucleotides. RefSeq names its product tyrosine kinase receptor Cad96Ca-like. Gene Ontology annotation, cellular component: signaling receptor complex. Gene Ontology annotation, biological process: protein phosphorylation; positive regulation of kinase activity; cell surface receptor protein tyrosine kinase signaling pathway. The record is from RefSeq and is a predicted model, not a curated record. NCBI's taxonomy places the organism in Eukaryota, Metazoa, Cnidaria, Anthozoa, Malacalcyonacea, Xeniidae. Gene Ontology annotation, molecular function: protein binding; ATP binding; transmembrane receptor protein tyrosine kinase activity.
AACUGGCUGAGAAAACGGUGGAAAGCCCGUAACGUCAAUGACAAUUCAAUAUAAGCCAUACAACACUACAAGUCAGUUUCAAAAGAUACCUAUACUUAUUGAAAAGCGCCCUGUCUACACAAUAACCGGCUUACGACCAAACACAGAAUACCAUAUACAGUUGAUCGCUGUGAAUGAAAUCGGCCCGAGUGAUCCAAGUGUUCCAGUAAUAAAGAGAACUGGUUUAGGUAGACCAUCUGCUCCCAUAAUCCAAACAGUGGUUUCGUACAGAAGAAAGAUUACUUUGAGCUGGAAACUGGCUGAGAAAAACGGUGGAAAGCCCGUAACGUCAAUGACAAUUCAAUAUAAGCCAUACAACACUACAAGUCAGUUUCAAAAGAUACCUAUACUUAUUGAAAAGCGCCCUGUCUACACAAUAACCGGCUUACGACCAAACACAGAAUACCAUAUACAGUUGAUCGCUGUGAAUGAAAUCGGCCCGAGUGAUCCAAGUGUUCCAGUAAUAAAGAGAACUGGUUUAGCUUCACCUUCAACCGGCAAGGGUAAGGCCAAAGAAACGGAUAGAAUUGUGUUGUAUGCUGGCGUGGCAGGAGGGUUUCUCGUGCUUAUUAUUGCCAUUAUCGUCGUGUGUAUAUUUAUGAGGCAAAUACAACGAAACAGCGCUAAAAAAGCGGCUGAAAAUGCCCAGCGUUUGGUAGGAAAGAGUGAAACUGAUGACACCACGGCAUUGAUAAACUUCUUGCAGAAAGGUGACCGUCUAUCGACUAACACUGGGUCAGGUACUGGGGUUGUUCUUCAUUUGACUACUUCAAAUAAAUGGGAAUUUCCAAGAGAGACUUGUGCUACAAAUGUACUUGGCUCCGGUGCUUUCGGUAUUGUCAUGAAAGCUGAAGCAGAAGGAAUUAGCGGCUAUAACUCUGGUAGCACGCCCGUUGCUGUAAAAUUUGUUAAAGAAAAUGAAAGUGCAUCUUCGAAAAAAGACCUCAUUGCUGAACUGGAGUUGUUGAAGCUGAUUGAACCUCAUAAAAAUGUUAUCAAUUUGAUGGGCUGCUGUACAAAAUCAGAACCGUUGAUGGUCAUUGUCGAAUUUUGUGCCUAUGGUGACCUUCAAAGCUUUCUUCGAGCUAGUCGUGGUGUAAGAGAUCAGUAUUACUUGGAUUGUUAUAAGCGUCCGUCAUCAAGAUUGACUUCGAAUGAGUUGCUCAUGUUUGGUACUCAGAUUGCCAGAGGAAUGGCGCACCUCGCAAAUUUAAAGGUUAUCCACAGAGAUUUGGCGGCAAGAAAUAUAUUGGUUGAUGAAAACAAAAUUUGCAAAGUUUCAGACUUUGGAUUCGCACGAGACAUAUUCGUCGAAGAUCAUUAUACUCGUAAAACAGCGGGUGGACGAUUCCCUAUCAAAUGGAUGGCUAUUGAAUCCUUAUUAGAUGGAAUUUCGACAACAAAGAGCGAUGUAUGGUCUUUUGCUAUCGUGUUAUGGGAAAUCAUUACUCUCGGUGCAUCUCCUUAUCCUGGUAUGAACUCGCAAGAAGUUGUCAGCUUUUUACAGAAUGGAAUGAGAAUGGACAAACCCAAGCAUUGCAGUGACGAAUUGUAUAACCUUUUGAUGGAUUGCUGGCAUAUCGCACCUCAUCGUAGACCAAACUUUGAAAUGCUCGCCCGUUACUUGGACCGAAUGUGUAACGACGAUUUUGAAUACAUCAACAUGAGAACAUACGAUGAUCAUUUAUACAUCAAUUUUGAUGGCAAUACUGUGUCAGAGGGAAGUAAAAGCGGAUCUUUAACAAAGCAAAAUGAUUAUAUAAAGGAUGGUGAGAAUGAGAAAGAGGCUUUAAUGAAAGAUAAUUUGUCAUAAAGUAGUCUUUUAGUUUCAUAAAUCAACUUAUUCGUCGUCGGUAACGAAAAUUAUGCAAAUUUUCUGUUUAAUUACUCCAAUGACGAAACUGAAACUAGGAAUUUAGAUGUCGGCCCCGUGAUCAGGUGUACAAUUAGCGAAGAGAAGUUGUAUCAAGAAACAUUCUACGUUCUGAGGGCCCGAUGAUUUUAAACAAGCACUUCUUAAUUUCUAUUUUAUAAAUUAGCACAACUGCAUUGAUCUUAAGAUAAUUUUAUGUAACCAGUCCACUUACACUGUUUACUUCCACGCGGAAUUGCUUUUAGGAGGUAUGGGUCGGGACGGAAAGGGCAUAUUGUGCACUCUGUUGUUCACAUCAAUUAAUUCAAAUGCCCAUAAGCUUUGGGGUUAGCGCAAAUAUCUCUUGCCAGAAGAUAAGAUUCGAUAUGGCACGUCAUUUUACAAAUAUUAAUACUACCAUUGAAACCACUGUGAAAAUUAUAAGUUUUAAAUGCGUUAUUCAAUUGAUAUGUUCAUCCCCCAACUAUCAGCCAUAGUUAUUUAAUGGAAUUUUUUAGCUUUUAAUGAAUGAAUAUGUUCGGCAUGUA